CUUUGUGGGCGGAACGUUGUGAUGUUUUGUGAUGGGAUGGAAAAUGGCGGCUGUUCAGAGAGCGUCUCAACUUUAAACCGAAGAACUCUGGCAGGAACAAAGCAGAGGGUUAUUACCGGAUUAUUAACAGUUUAUUAACAGAUUAUUUUAAAUAUUUAAGUGUUCUUUUAUGUCAUUAAUACUGGCUCUGAACAGAGGUUUCUAUCGGGUUUAAUUUUAAAGUAUCUCUAAUUAAACGGAGAGGAGUGAACGAAGCUUUAGGAUUUGUACUGAAUUUUCUUAAAAAGGCGGGUUUUUACUUAAUAUUAUCACAUUUAUCUUUUAUAUAAAGCUCCUCAGAAUAUUUCCGAUCAAAUAAUCUGGAUGAAUAAUGCCCCUGCUCAGUAACAUGGAUGACUCUAAACCUCGCUACAGUAAAAGACUGCGGGCGGGUACCCGACGGCGUUACCAUGAUGACGGCAUCUCUGAUGAAGAGAUUGAUGGGCGGAGGAUGUUUGACCUGGAGGAGAAGGUCAGCAGUACGCGGUUCAGCUCCGACAGAGUGCUGCGGAUGGAGGGGAAAGAUCUGACAUACGAGUUUGUGCAGAGAGGAGGACUGAGAGACCCCAUCCUGUUUGAGAGACCCGAAGGACUUGGACUCAAGAUGCCUGAACCGGACUUCAGUGUGAACGAUGUGAAGAUGUUUGUUGGGAGCCGGCGAAUGAUUGACGUGAUGGACGUGAGCACUCAGAAGGGGACGGAGAUGUCAAUGGCUCAGUGGACGCGUUACUACGAAACUCCGCCCCCUCAGAGAGAGAAGCUCUACAACGUCAUCAGUCUGGAGUUCAGCCACACCAAGCUGGAGACAUUGGUCCACAGACCCACGACGGUGGAUCUGAUUGACUGGGUGGACAACAUGUGGCCUCGACACCUGAAGGAGAGACAGAGAGACUCCACCAACUCCAUCACUGACAUGCAGUACCCCAAAGUCCAGAAGUACUGUCUGAUGAGUGUGGAGGGCUGCUACACAGACUUCCACAUCGACUUUGGAGGAACAUCAGUGUGGUAUCACAUCCUGAGAGGAAGUAAGGUGUUCUGGCUAAUCCCACCCACUCCUCAGAACCUGGAGCUGUAUGAGAACUGGGUUCUGUCAGGGAAACAGGGUGAUGUGUUUCUUGGAGACCGAGUGUCUGACUGUCAGAGGAUCGAGCUGAAGCAGGGCAACACCUUCAUCAUCCCCUCAGGCUGGAUCCACGCCGUCUACACUCCUGUGGACUCCAUGGUGUUCGGAGGGAACUUCCUGCACAGUUUCAACAUCCCCAUGCAGCUCAACAUCUGUAACAUUGAAGACCGGACACGGGUUCCAGUCAAGUUCCGCUACCCAUUCUACUACGAGAUGUGUUGGUAUGUGUUGGAGCGCUACGUGUUCAGCCUGACAAAGACAUCAUACCUCACGCCAGAGUUCCAGAAGUACUCACUGGGAAUAGGUCUGAAGAAACCAGCUGGUGCUGAAGUGUCCUCUGAGCAGAAGGAGGAGAAUGAUGACGACGACGAUGAUGAAGAUGAAGUGCAGCAGACAGACGGGGUUAGAGUGACUCCUCUGGAACUGGAAGGACUCUGGAACCUUCUUGGUAAACUGGAAUCUCUGCCGUCCAAUAAGAAGUGUGUUCCUGCAGGAAUCCACAACGCCCCGGCCCUUAUCACUCACAUUAAGGCUCUCCUGAAGGAACACGCCAAUGAUAACCCCAAACUGUCGUACACGGGGAAGCCCAUCGUACGGUGGCCUAAAAGACCAUCCUGGUAUCAGCCUCCCCCUCCUCCUCCUCCACCUCCACGACCUAAACUGGCCAACACUCCCAUCAUUCCACGCCCACAGAAGCCCGCCUCCUCCAUGUCAGUGCUGAGACGCCGCAGAGUCAGGUGUAAGCGCUGUGAGGCGUGUAUGAGGGCAGAGUGUGGCGAGUGUAACUUCUGCAGAGACAUGAAGAAGUUUGGAGGGCCGGGUAAACUCAAACAGACCUGUGUGCUCCGCCAGUGUCUCUCUCCUGGCCUCCCUCUCUCGGCCGUGUGUGAGAUCUGUAAAGAGCCGAACCAGGAGGAGACUGGAGACCCCUCGCUAAUCCUUAUGGAGUGUUCCAACUGUGCUCAGAUCGUCCAUCCUGCAUGUCUGACGAUUCAGGGAGAAGGCGUGGUCAACAAAGACCUGCCCAGCUGCUGGGAGUGUCCAAAGUGUGUUCAGGGCAUCACCGACCCUGAGCAGUCUAAGGGACACAAAGCUGAAGGCCUCCCUCUGAAACGUAAAUCUUCGUCUCUGUUGGACGCUCGGAUGGCAAAGAUUUACAGACGACAUAGACACAGCCGUGAUGGAGACGACUCUGCUAGUGAUGAUGAAGAUGAAGCCUCUCAGCGCAGGAAGAUGGCGCUCCACGCUCGUGGCGGCGUCCACUCAGCCAGGAGGGGCUUCAGUGCUAACAGGAGGGGCCUACUGAGAGGAGGCUCCGCCCACAGAGGGAGUAGAGGUGGAGUCAUACCUGGCUCGUCCUCCGUCCUCAAACUGAAGCGAGGCGUCGGGGUGAGGGAAGGGGGACGGAGGGGGAGGGGGGUGAGGCUGAGGGGGGGCUCCAGGAUGCAGCGUCGAGGAGAUGAGUCAGAGGAGGAGUCAGAUGAUGAGGAUGACGAUGAUGAAGAGGAGGAGGAGGAAGAGGAGGACGAGGAGGAGGAGGACAGUGAGGAUGGAGGGAAAGAGCGCCGACAGCGUCACCGCCGACGGAGACGACGAAUGGAUGAUGAUGAGGAGGAUGACAGUGAAGGGAGGGACUAUGAUCCUGAGGAAGAGGAGCUAGAUACCCUGGAGGAUGAAGAGGAGGAGGAGGAAGAGGAGGGAAGGUGGGACUCAGACCCUGAACCUCCAGUCCUCCUGGUAUCAGACCUGAACGACGACCUGCUGAGUGGAUCCUACCUCACUGUGACCCUACAGCGCCCCCACAAGGCCCGGACGCACACAGGCUCCAUUGUUCCAAAGCUGGAGGCUGCUGUGUCCCAGCGGUCAGCAGGGGGCGCAGCAGGUCAGCAGACCUUCAUCCAGAGGAAGACUCUGUCCAAACCUCAUCGACCCAAGACCUGUGACAGUGAGAGCACCACACCACGAGGACCCGGAAGGCCUCGUCUGCGGGGCAAUCAUGGUGACAGAGGAACCAAAGAUGGCUCGGGAUCUUCAUCAGAAGAAGAGGCUCCUCCACCCUCAUCCACCCUGUCUCCCCCCUCCCUGCUGUCCCUCCCUUCCUUUAAGGAUGUAGGGAACGAUGGUGGAGGAGAGAAGGAAGUCUGGGUGUCCGUCUUCAGUUUCCUCCACCGUGCCGAGCUGCUCAACUGUAUGACUGUCUGCAAGGCGUGGUACAAGUGGAGCUGUGAUAAACGUCUGUGGAGUCACAUCGAUGUCAGUCGCUGCAGUCCUCUCUCCAAUCAGUCUCUGGCUGGACUCAUCAAACGCCAGCCGUCCUCUCUGGACCUGUCCUGGACCCCGAUCGCUAAGAGACAGCUCACCUGCCUGCUCACCAGGCUGCCAGGUCUGAGGGAGCUGAGAGUGGCCGGUCUACCGUGGUCGUGCCUGUCCGCUCUGGCAUCUCCGACUCUGCCCUGUCUGCGUCUGCUCGACCUGCGAUGGUGUGAAGGGAUCAGAGACGCACAGCUCAAAGAGGUCAUCCUCCCGUCAGACUCGGACUCAUCCCGCAGCAGGCUGAGGAGCAUGCAGACUCUACGACUGUCUGGUCUGGAGGUGAGUGAGUCCUCGCUCCGGUUGCUGCAGAGACACAUGCCUCAGCUGCAGAGACUGGACCUGUCCCACUGUAAGGACGUCUGUGAUUCGUCCAUCACUCUGCUCACUGCAGCGGGGACACACACCAGACACAACCUGACUGAGCUCUACCUGGCAGGCUGCAGCGAGCUGACAGACAGCUGUCUCUCCUACCUGAAGCGUCUGUCGUCCCUAUCUCUGCUGGACCUGCGUGGAUGUUCGGCAGUGAGCAGACGAGCGUGUGACGCCUUCAUCUCUGAUUUGUCUCACAUCGCCGUCUACUGUAUGAUGGAGGAGAAGCUCAUCCAGCGCAUCGACUGACACUAGAGACAGAUAGAUGCUAACUCACUGCUCUUCAUGUUUAAAACUCCAAACCAACAUCGCUGACAACGUCAACGAGAGAGUCCCUCAGCCGGCUUCUCCUGUUAGUGACUAAACCAGACUUUCUGAGCAUUCCCCAUAGCUCCCCGUCAGACCUUGGCUGGACCAGACCUUCUGAGAGUGCUCCAUAGCUCCCUGUCAGUCACAGACUGGUCCAGGCCUUCUGAGCAUGCUCCAUAGCUCCCUGUCUGACCCAGACUGGACCAGGCCUUCUGAGCAUGCUCCAUAGCUCCCUGUCUGAGCCAGACUGGACCAGGCCUUCUGAGCAUGUUCCAUAGCUCCCUGUCUGACCCAGACUGGACCAGGCCUUCUGAGCAUGCUCCAUAGCUCCCUGUCUGACCCAGACUGGACCAGGCCUUCUGAGCAUGCUCCAUAGCUCCCUGUCUGACCCAGACUGGACCAGGCCUUUUGAGCAUGCUCCAUAGCUCCCUGUCUGAGCUAGACUGGACCAGGCCUUCUGAGCAUGCUCCAUAGCUCCCUGUCUGACCCAGACUGGACCAGGCCUUCUGAGCAUGCUCCAUAGCUCUUGCUGACUGUUUUGAUGUUUGUUCCAGCUGAGGGUUGAUGUUGUUUCUGUACAUUUUUUUCUCUGAGUAAAAAAUUAAAAGUGAAAUGUUUGUGAAAGUGUUUCUUGUCUCCUCAGAUAAACAUUAAAACCUUU
Molecule: messenger RNA, 4814 nt
Organism: Cheilinus undulatus (humphead wrasse)
Lineage: Eukaryota; Metazoa; Chordata; Actinopteri; Labriformes; Labridae
Gene: kdm2aa
Product: lysine (K)-specific demethylase 2Aa
Exons: 26
Coding region: 371-4093 (1240 amino acids)
Biological process (GO): regulation of transcription by RNA polymerase II; protein demethylation
Molecular function (GO): transcription coregulator activity; DNA binding; histone demethylase activity
Source: RefSeq, a predicted model, not a curated record